This is a messenger RNA of Scatophagus argus, 6975 nucleotides long. RefSeq names its product collagen alpha-1(XXIV) chain (gene col24a1). Bases 557 to 5740 code for a protein of 1727 amino acids. The transcript has 60 exons. Gene Ontology annotation, molecular function: extracellular matrix structural constituent. The record is from RefSeq and is a predicted model, not a curated record. Lineage: Eukaryota; Metazoa; Chordata; Actinopteri; Scatophagidae.
AAAAAGUCUAUCUGUGAUGUCACGAGUGUGUAACUGGUGAAAUCCAACACCACCAGCUGGUAGGAGUUGUGCUGGGGUGAAGACGGGUCCCCUUGCAUCAGUGCAAGUCAAGGCACAUAGCAGAAACCAACGCCUGGAGGUAAAGCCGCGCAGGGCUGUAUCUGCUGUUGUGCUGGAGAGCAUUCUGAGAGGGAGCCGAGCUCUGAUUCUCUAUAGUCCACACGGCAGUCGAGUUAACGCUGCUACAGCCUGACUAGCCGCUCUCCAAGAAAACUUUUUCUUUUUUUUCUUGUUCGAUGCAACUGUUGCGCGUCUCCACAUUGGAUAGAAUUAGCCUGAUCACUGCGCGCCGCAGAGCGCAAAGGAUCUGAGGAGCUCUGCUUUGAACGACUUGGAGAGAUCUCUCCUCCGGACUGCAAAACGAUGAGGAAAUUCUGAGGUGGCACGACUCCAGCGUCCACUUCACGCGUCCUCAUGGUUAGCCCAUGAGCAGGUAUCCUCUUCAGUGUGAUUCUGUUUUCACCCAGAUCUCUGCUGCCUGGACAAAUGCAUACAAAUGCAUUUAGGAGCUCAACGGACAAGGAGUGGACACGUUUCCGCGGCAGCAACGUGGAACUUUAUCCUGCUCCUGUCAGUAUGCUCAGCAGUACUCCCUGGAGAAGAAGACUACCUUGCUCAAGGAGUGGAUAUCCUCUAUCGCCUGGGGUUUACGGGUCAAGGCAGUGCAGACAAUCCCUACGAGAGGACAGACCCACCUUUGCCUACUCACACCACUGUUUCCUCACCUUUUUACCCUCCUGUUUCUGGAUAUGGGGUAUUACUAGGCUCAAAUUCUCUCUAUGAGGCUCCAGCAGGCAGUCUGAUCCCGCCGGAGAUCGGUGAGGAGUUUUCUGUUGUGGUUAGCCUAAGCUCCUGGCGAGCAAACAAUGCUUUUCUUUUUAGUGUCAAAGAUGGCAGGGACACGCUGCGUUUUGGCAUUCAGCUGCUGCCGCGCAGAGUGGUGGUUUACACUGCUGAGAAAGCCCCCAUCUACUUCACCUACAACUGGCAGGAUGGGCGCCGUCACCCUUUUGCUGUUGGUGUUCGUGCACGCUCAGUGUCCUUUUAUGCGGAGUGCGGGGCAGUGCAGCAACGGGAACAAACCCUGGGGAGAUCUCAGUCACUGGGGGAUUCCGGGGGUCUCUUUACGCUGGGGAGGAUGAACUCCAAAGCGGCACCAUUCACUGGUCGAGUUUGCCAACUAGAUAUCUAUCCCUCAGCUCAAGCUGCCGCGCACUACUGCAACUACCUUAAAACACAGUGCCGGCUGGCCGACACUUACCGAUUGCCUUUGCCACAUCCUGGUUUGAAUAUUGAGGCAAAUGACCCACCUUCGAACCCCCUGACAAAGUCCCUUGUUGGAAUAGCAGCUACACGUCAUACCCCAUUGAAAACCACAGCAGCUUUCAAACUGUCCCCUGGUAGUUUAGUCACACAGUAUUCAACUUUAAGUCCAUCAGUACAGCCUCAUCUGGGGGACCAGAGCCACAUUACCACCUUGGAUCCCUUUGCCCACUCCACUGCAUCCUUGCUUCAGCCUGACAGCCCCACCUUAACCACCCUGAAUGAAAAAGGACUCCUGGAUCUUGCCCAUAGCACAACUGUCACCACUACUAAAAAUGUGUUGGCAAAAGCCAGUAGCUCCCGGGGGGAUCCUGAUCACUCUGAAAACAGCACAGAGGAAGAGAGCAGCUCUGGGAACCUGCAGACUUCAGAUGCCACCCCAGGCCUGAUUUCCCCAGUCAGGCAAAGUCGAGUUAAAGAGGGACUCAGGAACAACUCAAUCACCAGCACCAGGGACUCUUCCCAACAGAAUCAUCAGCUCAUGGAGACUCAUCUGAGAGCCAAUGGCACUACUUUGUACCGGGAGAAUCAGGUGGACACCUCAGAACAGCAUGAUCUGGAUGGCAGCUAUGAUGAUGUAGACAUGGGAGGAUAUGAUUAUGGAUAUGAGGAACCAGACUUCUUAUAUGACUACGAAUACGGUUUCCGUGGCCCCAAAGGAGAGCCAGGCCCUCUGGGUCCUCCCGGUCCCCCUGGAUUACCUGGUCCUCUGGGAAAAAGAGGUUCUCGGGGUCCAACUGGUCCACCUGGAAACCCAGGACCACCUGGACCACCUGGACCCAAGGGUUCAAAGGGAGACCCUGGGCUGUCUCCAGGCCAGGCUCCACCAGGACCAAAGGGGGACAGAGGUCCGCCAGGUCUGCCCGGGCCCGAUGGAUUUCCAGGUCCACUGGGUCCUAAAGGUUAUCCAGGCCCACCCGGACCGCCAGGAGAACAAGGCAUACCUGGACCUCCUGGGGAAGCCGGGGCAGCAGGUUACCCUGGCAGGCAGGGCUCAGCGGGGCCACAAGGUAACCCAGGACCUAAAGGUGUCCGAGGUUUCAUUGGGCCUCCUGGUGUUGCUGGGCCACCAGGGCUGGAGGGGGAGAAAGGAAUUCCUGGUCCUGUCGGAAAACCUGGCCCCAAAGGGAGACAUGGUGUGAUGGGUGAUGCGGGAGAGAGGGGUCCUCCUGGCCCUGACGGCAGUGAGGGGCCUGUUGGUGGGACUGGCAUUAGCGGCUUUCCUGGCCUGAGGGGGGACCCAGGGCCUGAGGGACUGCGAGGACUGCCUGGUAUGGUGGGACCUCAGGGCCCAGCAGGACGAGCCGGCCUGCCUGGAUUGAAAGGUGAUAAGGGUGAAGUGGGACAAAGGGGCGAACCAGGAGAGAUGGGGUACCAAGGUGAUAAGGGUGCUGCUGGUGCGCCUGGUCCUCCUGGGCCAAGAGGGAAGCCAGGACCCGCGGGAAAAAUUGGUGAGAUAGGGGCACAAGGACCACCUGGGCCUCCGGGACCAGAGGGGUUUCCUGGGGAUAUUGGAAUACCAGGGCCCAACGGUCCACCUGGACCAAAGGGUCUACAGGGUGCCAGAGGGCCACCAGGCCCACCGGGGCCACAAGGAACACAGGGUGAUGAAGGACCAAUCGGCCCACCUGGCAGCGCUGGCCCUACUGGAAGACCUGGAAGGAAAGGCUACAUAGGCGACCCAGGCCCUGAGGGUUUAAAGGGAGAGAAAGGGGACAUGGGAAACGUUGGAAAGAUCGGACCACAAGGUCCACUAGGCCUGAUCGGGAUAGCUGGGGUGAUAGGAGUUCCCGGUGAAAAGGGCGACCGAGGACCACCAGGUCCAACCGGCCCACUUGGGGAGAAGGGGCCAAGGGGCUAUCCAGGGCUGCCAGGAAGUCCAGGGGACAUCGGCAUGCAGGGUGCACCUGGUCCACAGGGGCAGAGGGGCAGUUCGGGCAUUGCUGGGCCGAAGGGUAGGAGGGGGCCCCAGGGUCCAGAGGGCCCACUGGGAGAAUCAGGCCCUGAGGGCACCAAGGGUGAAAGAGGUGACAUCGGACAAAAAGGAGAGCCAGGAUUCAUAGGCAAAGCUGGCAAUCCAGGAGAGAGAGGCCCUCCUGGGAAGCCUGGUAAACCAGGAAUUCCAGGCAGCCCUGGGGAGAGAGGACCCCACGGUGAACCAGGACACAGAGGACCUCCUGGAGAGGCUGGACCAGACGGAGAGCAAGGGCCUGAAGGUGUGCCUGGUGCAGAGGGUGAGCUGGGUGCCAUCGGAGAGCCGGGGUUAAAGGGUGCUGUUGGGCCUCCAGGAGCUGAAGGGGAGCAGGGACAGGAGGGAAUGAGAGGUCCUCCUGGUCCCCCUGGUGAAGACGGCCCUCAAGGCAAAGAUGGAGCCAAGGGGGAGCCUGGUGAGCGUGGGCCAGUCGGAGAGCCGGGGGACAAAGGGGCCGAAGGGGACUCUGGGCCACCAGGACCACCUGGAGAGCCUGGGAAACAGGGCUUUCGUGGGCCAGAAGGAAAAAUUGGGUCCCCAGGUAACAGAGGACGGCACGGCAAGAAGGGAGAGAAAGGUGCUCCAGGACCUGUUGGUGAGGUUGGCACACGAGGAGACGCCGGCCAGCCAGGCGAGCCAGGGCUGAAAGGCGCCAGAGGAACUCGAGGCACACCGGGUCGGCCUGGAGUCAUGGGUUUAGAAGGACAACCAGGACUGGCAGGAUACACAGGUCACCCUGGCAAGCCUGGGCCCAUUGGACCACCAGGGCCUAAAGGUGAAAAGGGUUAUCCAGGCGAGGACAAUAAGACCCCAGGACCACCAGGGCCCUUAGGUGAACCAGGUCCCCCAGGAGAGCGGGGAGAGCGUGGAGAGCCUGGGGAUGAAGGAUAUCAGGGCCAUGUUGGUACUAUUGGACCUCGUGGGGCUGUUGGACCACAAGGCCCACCGGGAUCACCAGGCGCCCCUGGAGAGCCAGGUCCAAAAGGAGAGAUAGGACCACCGGGCUCAGCAGGAAAGAAAGGAGCGAGGGGGCUGAGUGGAUCUCCUGGUAUUGAAGGGCCAGUUGGUAUACUGGGACUCACGGGUAUGAGGGGUUACCCAGGGCCAGAUGGUCCUCCUGGACUGACCGGCUUACCAGGAUUGCCGGGAAAAGAGGGACGACAGGGUCAAAGAGGCUUGGCUGGAAAUGAGGGACUUGUUGGACGUCCAGGUCUUAGGGGAGAGGUUGGACUUCCUGGACCACCUGGAGAAAUAGGACCACCCGGUCAGAAGGGAGAACCAGGACUGCCGGGGGACAGGGGCGCCUCAGGAAUCAAAGGCAUGGAGGGAGCCACAGGUGACCAGGGCAGGAAAGGUGACACAGGACCCAAAGGACAACCAGGGGAAACUGGAGAUCCAGGAAUGGUUGGUUUACAGGGAUUUCCAGGGCCAAUGGGGCCGAAUGGUGAUGUGGGAUUCAGGGGCUUCCCUGGUCCUAAAGGCCCAAUGGGUACUUCGGGAUUCACUGGACCUGUUGGCCCGGAAGGAAUGAUGGGCCCAGUGGGAAAACCUGGUCCGAGGGGUCCAAAGGGAAUCACUGGCGAAAUGGGGCCUCAAGGACCACAGGGAAGUCCAGGACCCAGAGGACCUCCUGGUGCUCCAGGUCCAACAAGGCAGAUAUACGACGACUCAGCAGUCUACAGUCUAUCGGACUCUAACGCUGCCGUCAGGACUGAGAGUUUCCAGAACACAGAGAUGGGCCUGCCAGACCAGAAUUCGGAGAUACUCAAGACUCUGCAUUACCUAAGCAGUGUGAUUGAGAGCAUCAAAAAGCCUCUGGGCACACGAGAGAACCCAGCUCGUGUCUGCAAAGAUCUGCUUGACUGUCAUCACAAGCUCAAAGAUGGUUGGUUCUGGAUUGAUCCAAACUUGGGCUGCACUUCUGAUGCCUUCAAAGUCUUCUGCAACUUUACUGCAGGAGGGCAGACCUGUUUACAUCCAGUGGCCUCGAAUAAGAUGGUGUUUGGUGUUGGUAAAGUCCAAAUGAAGUUUCUCCAUUUACUGAGCACUGAGGCCAGCCACACCAUCACACUCCACUGCCUGAAUGAUCCUCCCUACAGCACCCCAGACAGCUUCAGCUCCAGCUCCAGCACACCCAUGUUGCAAGAGAACACCACACUUCGGUUUCGUGGCUGGAACAAACAGAUGUUUGAGAAGGACACACUACUUGAACCACAUGUGCUACAGGAUGAGUGCAAGAUCCAAGAUGGCAGCUGGCACCAGUCACGUUUCUUCUUCCAUACUCAGGACAGUUGUCAGCUACCUAUUGUAGACAUACAGGAAUUUCCCACAUCUCAGUCUGACAGUCAGCAACAUAUAGAAACCGGUCCGGUCUGCUUCCUCUGACACCGACAUCACCGUUAUGCAACCUAUUUACAGGAACUACUAAAAUGCAAGGCUGCCUACCAAAGAGCGAGUUUCCAUCAGACUUUGUAAAGGAAGCCAUUAAUGGGACAUGUCAGAGCAGCAAAUGUCCAGUUUGAGGCAGAUCUACGAAGAAGAACUGAAUCCUGGUGGAACACCCAGGCCAAGAAGGCCAAAGGAGAACAGUGUAUACCAAUAUUUAUCAGUAAUUGUGUAAAGUAUGUUUUGUCAAUACUUGUUAGGUGCUUAGGUUGGCUGUAUAUGGACUGAUGUUACUCCCUGAUCACAGGGUAGAGCCUCACUAAGCAGCAGCCUAUCCAAAAUCCUUCACCCCAAACAUGCCCAGACCAUCCUAAGCAGAGGCCUAACCUGAAGGAGCGUGCUGCCGGGCCUCUACAUAGGAGCACUGUCUAACUAGAGGUUUUUAUGAGUGCAAUAGCAUGUGGAUAAUGUGUGACUGCUUAAAAUAUUUCAUUUUCUGAUCAAAGGCUAUAUUUUAAAUUGUUUUCAUGAUAUUUUUGUCUUCGGUCCUGCCCAGUCAGACCUGUACAUCUUGACAGAUGGUGCUCUACCUCUACCUGCUCAUUCGCUUUCAAGAAUAGUUGCUGAUGUCAACUUAGUCUUUUUUGUUGGCCUUUGUGUUAUAUGUACCGGUUACAUAAAGAUUUGUUAUGUUGUUUAAGUACUUAUGUUGAUUUGGUCAUUUCUAAUUUAUGAACCAUUUUUUGAUACACUACAUAUUUUUUGUAGCUUUUCCUUCUAUGUGGUAGGUUCUUCAGGGGAAACCUAUCAUUGGUGCUGCAAGAUAGUGAGUCAUCAGUGAGUUUUUACAAUACCUGUGUAUAUAUUGACAACAUACUGUAUGUUUAUUUAUAUCCUUUUUGUUUUUCGUUCACAUUACUGUACCACAGUAAGUUAAAUUCUCAGAGAACUAUUUGGUCAAUCACAACUCUGAAUAAGUAUUUAUGUGUACAAGGUGUGUUUGUGUGUUCACACCUGUGACUGUCAUACUGUUAUUUCAGUUCAUUCAGUGUUGGUUUCGGUGGACUGGCAGCUAGAUUAGGCCAGAGUCAGAAUACCCAGAAAACACAGUCAACAUAUUCUUAAGUUAUAUUACCUUGAACAAAGUGUAAUUAUAUAAAAUCUGUGGAGGAUACGGUCGGAUGCAAAUGUGUAAAUAAUAAAUAAGUUGACAAAUAAAUGGAACAUUUUAUCCA